AUGUCUGUCAACAGUGUAGCGGCGCCUAGAGCUUAUGCUCAGUGGGCAGCGCUCAAAAUCGGCAAUGAUUUCAAAUCAGACGAUAACGCAAUCGAAAUCAGAAAUGUGACAAUGGGCAAGAUCUAUAAGGACGGCAACAAAGACAAGGAGAUUCCACCAAGCCAAGUCAAUGGCAAGAAGAUACCACCUCAAACUACACAUUCUUUUGAGACUUGUGGCCGCUCAGAUGCGGCUUCGGGUACCGAAGGAACACUUGAGCUUUGGGAUGGAAGCCAACGCAUCUGUAAGCUCUAUUGGGAUUGCCCAUGGGGUAGCAAGGUCAACAAAUUCGAGGUUCAGGAGAAGGUCAAGGCGUACCGAGUGGAAGUUGGAUCUUGGAAUUCUUACGGCGGUGCGUUGGGAAAUGUGGACGUUGAAAUCUCCAGGAAGUAA
Aspergillus novofumigatus IBT 16806 is the source of this 432-nucleotide messenger RNA. RefSeq names its product aegerolysin family protein. Bases 1 to 432 code for a protein of 143 amino acids. The transcript is spliced from 2 exons. Lineage: Eukaryota; Fungi; Ascomycota; Eurotiomycetes; Eurotiales; Aspergillaceae. The record is from RefSeq and is a predicted model, not a curated record. Gene Ontology annotation, biological process: symbiont-mediated hemolysis of host erythrocyte.